UGGCUCCGGAGGUUGGUGGGCACAGAAGCAUCUCUGCCCUCUGGACUCAGCUUCCAGCCCUCUGCAGGCGCCGUGCUGCUCUGCUCAGCAGUGUAAAUCCUUUUUCAGAGUGGGGUGGCUUGAAAAACGUUCAAAACUUAGUUUCUACCUGCUGUUAAAUAAGCUUCAUGCUUGGGUAUAGUUUACAACAACAAAAGCCAUCUUAAAGGAAUAGUUGUCAUGAAAACUUAUAAGAUCUAAUGUUUUCAUAUGUGUGUUUCUUUGUCAAGCCAGAUUUGUUUCUUGAUGGCUGGAGAGUUGUGGAGAAGUGAUGAGUUUUGCUCUCCCUCAGGCCAAAACAAGUCCAUCUAUGAAUUUGCACUGUGGAGUUUUCAUUGCUCGUAGCAUUAGGCAUACAACGAGCAUGAUUUGGAUAUUAAAUGCCUUAAUGUCUGCAGAGCUGAGGAGUUAGGAACAUGCUAUGUAGCUCUGGCUGCUGAUGGGAGGUAGUUCCUUCAGGAGGGAGGAGUGUGGCUCAGAUUCUGCAAGAUAAAACUGUGAUUUAACCCAUGUUUGUGUAAUUGAGCAGGCGGACGGUGCGUGACAUUACAUGUUCUUCAUUACAUGUUCUUUAAUCCCUGCAAAAUGGAAUUCUCAGGAUGUAACCUGCUGUAGUGUACGGUUUCUUUUAGUGUACAUGUGCAAGGCAGCCCAUCUGACAACAGUUGCUACCUGCAGAAAUAAGCCCAGGGCAUGCAGGGAGACAGACAGUUAUUUUAUAGUGACUUGUUCCGUGUUAUUUACACACAUGGAAUGCCUGUAAAGGGUUGUGGUGCACAAGCAGUGUGGCCGUGCUUUGCUGGGGUAAGGAGCUGCAUUCCAGCCAGGCUUCAGGAGGCCAGUGCAACACAGUAUGCUUUGAUGGAACACUGGUGUUCUGUUUGCAGCAGGGAGAGCAGGAGGCAUCUGCAGAGACAUCUCUAAGAAGUUAUACGCUUUAAUUGCCCCCUGAGAACAUUACGAUUAAGUAAAACGUGGAUAAUGAAUAUCAACGUACUGAAAACAAGCUGAGCUUCUGUCCAGUUUGAUGCCAGUUUGAGUUCACAGCUGGUCACAAGGCUUCAGCAGAGCUCACGGCUUUGGGACGCACCUACAGGGGUCAGAAAUGCAUCAUUCAUUUUGGAAGUGGAUAACUGCUCAGAUUGCAAGAAUAACAAGAGUGCUGAGAGCUCAAUUUGGAGGAGCCAUGGAAGAGUCUUCCCAACCUGCUAAACCCCUGGAGAUGAACCCUCACUCUCGCUUUAUUAUUGGUUCUGUGUCAGAGGAUAACUCAGAAGAUGAGACAAGUUCCUUGGUGAAACUUGACCUGCUGGAGGAGAAGGAGAGGUCUCUGUCCCCUGUUUCUGUCUGCUCGGAUUCCCUUUCAGACUUGGGACUUCCUAGUGCUCAAGAUGGCCUGGCAAACCAUAUGAGGCCCAGCAUGUCUGGUUUGCACCUUGUAAAGCAAGGCCGGGACAGGAAGAAAGUUGAUGUGCAGCGGGAUUUCACUGUGGCUUCUCCAGCAGAAUUUGUGACUCGCUUUGGAGGGAACAGAGUUAUUGAAAAGGUACUGAUAGCCAACAAUGGGAUUGCGGCAGUGAAAUGCAUGAGGUCGAUCCGGCGCUGGUCCUAUGAGAUGUUCCGAAACGAGCGGGCAAUCAGAUUUGUUGUCAUGGUGACUCCUGAGGACCUGAAAGCAAACGCAGAAUACAUUAAAAUGGCAGAUCACUAUGUGCCAGUUCCAGGAGGACCAAACAACAACAACUAUGCAAAUGUGGAACUCAUUCUUGAUAUUGCUAAACGCAUUCCAGUGCAGGCUGUUUGGGCUGGCUGGGGCCAUGCCUCUGAGAACCCAAAGCUGCCAGAACUUCUCCACAAAAAUGGGAUUGCUUUCAUGGGUCCUCCAAGCCAAGCAAUGUGGGCUUUAGGAGAUAAAAUUGCAUCGUCCAUAGUGGCUCAGACUGCUGGCAUCCCAACUCUUCCUUGGAGUGGCAGUGGUCUUCGAGUGGAUUGGCAGGAGAACGAUCUUCAGAAGCGUAUCCUGAAUGUUCCUCAGGAACUGUAUGAAAAAGGCUACGUGAAAGAUGCAGAUGAUGGCCUGCGGGCUGCUGAGGAAGUUGGCUACCCUGUCAUGAUCAAGGCCUCAGAAGGAGGAGGAGGGAAAGGAAUUAGGAAAGUUAAUAAUGCAGAUGACUUCCCCAACCUAUUUAGACAGGUUCAGGCUGAAGUCCCAGGCUCUCCGAUCUUCGUAAUGAGGUUAGCCAAACAGUCCCGCCACUUGGAGGUGCAGAUCUUGGCAGACCAGUAUGGCAAUGCCAUCUCUCUCUUUGGUCGGGAUUGCUCCGUGCAGCGCAGGCACCAGAAGAUUAUUGAAGAAGCACCUGCUUCUAUAGCAACUUCAGUGGUGUUUGAGCAUAUGGAACAGUGUGCAGUGAAGCUUGCAAAAAUGGUGGGGUAUGUGAGUGCGGGCACUGUGGAAUACCUGUACAGCCAGGAUGGCAGCUUCUACUUUCUGGAGUUGAAUCCCCGUCUGCAAGUGGAGCACCCCUGCACCGAGAUGGUAGCUGAUGUUAAUCUUCCUGCAGCACAGCUCCAGAUUGCCAUGGGGAUUCCACUCCACCGGAUCAAGGAUAUCCGAGUGAUGUAUGGUGUUUCCCCAUGGGGAGAUGGAUCUAUAGAUUUUGAGAAUUCAGCCCAUGUCCCCUGUCCACGUGGCCAUGUUAUUGCUGCACGUAUCACCAGUGAGAAUCCUGAUGAGGGAUUUAAGCCCAGUUCUGGUACAGUCCAGGAACUGAAUUUCCGCAGCAAUAAGAAUGUCUGGGGCUAUUUCAGUGUUGCUGCUGCAGGAGGACUUCAUGAAUUUGCUGAUUCUCAGUUUGGUCAUUGCUUCUCCUGGGGAGAGAAUCGUGAAGAAGCCAUCUCAAACAUGGUGGUGGCUUUGAAGGAGCUGUCCAUCCGAGGGGAUUUCCGAACCACUGUUGAAUACUUGAUAAAACUGUUGGAAACAGAAAGCUUCCAGCAGAACCGCAUUGACACUGGCUGGUUGGAUCGGCUUAUUGCUGAGAAAGUGCAGGCUGAAAGGCCUGACACCAUGCUAGGAGUGGUAUGUGGAGCUCUUCAUGUGGCUGAUGUGAGCUUUCGAAACAGCGUCUCGAACUUCCUGCAUUCUCUAGAAAGGGGCCAAGUCCUGCCUGCCCAUACUUUGCUAAACACUGUGGAUGUGGAACUCAUCUAUGAAGGACGGAAGUAUGUGUUGAAGGUGACUCGACAGUCUCCCAAUUCCUACGUGGUCAUCAUGAACAGCUCUUGUGUGGAAGUUGAUGUGCACCGACUGAGCGACGGAGGGCUGCUCCUUUCUUACGAUGGUAGCAGCUACACCACCUACAUGAAAGAAGAAGUGGACAGGUAUCGCAUCACUAUAGGUAACAAGACCUGUGUGUUUGAAAAGGAAAAUGAUCCUUCCAUUUUGCGCUCACCUUCGGCUGGGAAGCUUAUCCAGUAUGUGGUGGAGGACGGAGGACACGUAUUUGCAGGCCAAUGCUUUGCAGAAAUAGAGGUGAUGAAAAUGGUGAUGACACUAACAGCAGGAGAAUCAGGCUGCAUCCAUUAUGUCAAACGCCCCGGGGCAGUGCUGGAUCCAGGCUGUGUGAUUGCCAAACUCCAGCUGGAUGAUCCCAGCAGGGUUCAGCAGGCUGAACUUCACACGGGCACCUUGCCACAGAUCCAGAGCACAGCACUUCGAGGCGAGAAACUCCAUCGCAUCUUCCAUUAUGUCCUGGAUAACCUGGUCAACGUGAUGAAUGGGUACUGCCUGCCCGAGCCCUACUUCAGCAGCAAGGUGAAGGGCUGGGUUGAGCGACUAAUGAAGACAUUGAGAGAUCCAUCUUUGCCUCUGCUGGAACUUCAGGACAUCAUGACCAGUGUUUCUGGACGGAUCCCACCCAACGUGGAGAAGUCCAUCAAGAAGGAGAUGGCCCAAUAUGCCAGCAACAUCACAUCAGUCCUUUGCCAGUUUCCUAGCCAGCAGAUUGCCAAUAUCUUGGAUAGCCAUGCAGCCACCUUGAACCGCAAAUCAGAGCGUGAGGUCUUUUUCAUGAACACUCAGAGUAUUGUGCAGCUUGUACAGAGGUACCGGAGUGGUAUCCGGGGUCACAUGAAAGCAGUUGUAAUGGAUUUGCUCCGUCAGUAUCUGAAGGUGGAGACUCAGUUUCAGCAUGGUCACUACGACAAGUGUGUCUUUGCCCUUCGGGAAGAGAAUAAAAGCGACAUGAAUGCUGUAUUGAACUACAUCUUCUCACAUGCUCAGGUCACCAAGAAGAACCUGCUUGUCACAAUGCUCAUUGACCAGCUCUGUGGCCGUGACCCCACCCUGACAGAUGAGCUGAUCAAUAUUCUGACGGAGCUGACCCAGCUCAGCAAGACAACCAACGCCAAAGUGGCACUGCGGGCACGGCAGGUUCUCAUUGCCUCUCACCUGCCCUCCUAUGAGCUGAGGCACAACCAGGUGGAGUCCAUCUUCCUCUCUGCUAUCGAUAUGUACGGACAUGAGUUCUGCCCUGAAAACCUGCAGAAACUCAUUUUGUCAGAGACGUCCAUCUUUGAUGUGCUCCCUUUCUUCUUCUACCAUGACAACCAGGUUGUGCGCAUGGCAGCUUUAGAGGUGUACGUUCGAAGGGCGUACAUUGCCUACGAGCUGAACAGCGUCCAGCACCGCCAGCUGAAGGACAACACCUGCGUGGUGGAGUUCCAGUUCAUGCUGCCCACCUCCCACCCAAACAGAGGGAACAUCCCCACGCUAAACAGAAUGUCCUUCUCUUCCAACCUCAAUCACUACGGGAUGGUCCACGUAGCCAGUGUGAGUGAUGUGCUGCUGGACAACUCGUUCACUCCCCCGUGCCAGCGGAUGGGUGGAAUGGUCUCUUUCCGAACAUUUGAAGAUUUUGUCAGAAUCUUUGAUGAAGUGAUGAGUUGUUUCUGCGACUCUCCUCCCCAGAGCCCAACCUUCCCUGAAGCUGGCCAUGCUUCCCUUUAUGAUGAAGACAAGGCCGCCCGUGAGGAGCCCAUUCACAUUCUUAAUGUCGCUAUUAAAACUGAUGGGGACGUUGAUGAUGAUGGGUUGGCAGCCAUGUUCAGAGAGUUCACACAAAGCAAGAAAUCAGUCCUGAUUGAGCACGGCAUCCGGAGGCUGACAUUCCUUGUGGCACAGAAGGACUUCAGGAAACAGGUCAACUGUGAGGUGGAUCAGAGAUUUCAUAGGGAAUUUCCAAAGUUCUUCACGUUCCGUGCCAGGGAUAAGUUUGAAGAAGACAGGAUCUACCGCCAUCUGGAGCCAGCUCUGGCUUUCCAGCUGGAGCUGAGCCGCAUGCGAAACUUCGACCUGACAGCCAUCCCCUGUGCCAACCACAAAAUGCAUCUCUACCUGGGAGCAGCUAAAGUUGAAGUAGGAACAGAAGUGACAGACUACAGGUUCUUUGUGAGGGCCAUUAUAAGGCAUUCGGACCUAGUUACCAAGGAAGCCUCCUUUGAGUAUCUGCAAAACGAGGGAGAGCGAUUGCUUUUGGAAGCCAUGGAUGAGUUGGAGGUGGCAUUUAAUAACACCAGCGUGCGCACCGACUGCAACCACAUCUUCUUAAAUUUUGUGCCUACUGUCAUCAUGGACCCGUCUAAGAUUGAAGAAUCCGUGCGGAGCAUGGUGAUGCGCUACGGGAGUCGCCUGUGGAAGCUCCGUGUCCUCCAGGCCGAGCUGAAGAUCAACAUUCGGUUGACACCGACAGGGAAGGCCAUCCCCAUUCGUCUCUUCCUGACCAACGAGUCGGGCUACUACCUGGACAUCAGCCUGUACAAAGAGGUGACGGAUUCCAGGACAGGGCAGAUUAUGUUCCAGGCUUAUGGGGAUAAACAGGGACCACUUCACGGGAUGCUGAUAAAUACCCCAUACGUGACCAAGGACCUUCUUCAGUCCAAGAGAUUCCAGGCACAGUCUUUAGGGACGUCCUAUGUCUAUGACAUUCCCGAGAUGUUUCGGCAGUCUUUAAUUAAACUCUGGGAUUCCAUGAAUGAACAUGCAUUCCUGCCAACACCGCCGCUGCCGUCUGACAUACUGACGUACACUGAAUUGGUGUUGGAUGAUCAGGGCCAGCUCGUGCACAUGAACAGGCUGCCAGGAGGAAACGAGAUUGGGAUGGUAGCCUGGAAAAUGACCCUCAAGACCCCAGAGUAUCCUGAAGGCCGUGAUAUCAUCGUCAUUGGCAAUGACAUUACGUACCGGAUAGGUUCUUUUGGGCCUCAGGAGGACGUGCUGUUCCUGAGGGCUUCAGAGCUUGCUCGAACUCACGGCAUCCCUCGCAUCUACGUGGCUGCCAACAGUGGAGCCAGGAUUGGUUUGGCUGAGGAGAUCCGGCACAUGUUCCAUGUUGCAUGGGAAGACCCAGAUGACCCAUACAAAGGAUACAAGUACUUGUACCUGACACCUCAAGACUAUAAGAAAGUCAGUGCUCUGAACUCAGUUCACUGUGAACAUGUGGAGGACAACGGAGAGUCCAGGUAUAAGAUAACAGAUAUUAUCGGAAAGGAAGACGGACUUGGAAUAGAGAACCUCAGAGGAUCUGGCAUGAUUGCUGGAGAAUCGUCUUUAGCCUAUGAGAGUAUUAUCACCAUCAACUUGGUUACAUGUCGGGCAAUUGGAAUUGGAGCUUACCUUGUUCGGCUAGGGCAGAGGACUCUCCAGGUUGAGAACUCUCACAUAAUCCUGACUGGCUGUGGAGCCCUCAACAAGGUGCUGGGACGGGAGGUAUACACCUCCAACAACCAGCUGGGAGGGAUCCAGAUCAUGCACAACAAUGGGGUGACCCACGGCACCGUGUGCGACGAUUUUGAAGGAGUCUACACUAUUCUGCUGUGGCUUUCCUACAUGCCCAAGAGCGUAUACAGCCCUGUUCCUAUCCUCAAGGUCAAGGAUCCUAUAGACAGAACCAUAGACUUUGUUCCUACCAAGACUCCCUAUGAUCCUCGCUGGAUGCUGGCUGGACGCCCAAAUCCAAGUCAAAAAGGACAAUGGCAGAGUGGUUUCUUUGACAAUGGCUCAUUCCUGGAGAUCAUGCAGCCCUGGGCACAGACGGUUGUGGUUGGCAGAGCAAGGCUGGGAGGAAUACCUGUAGGAGUAGUUGCCGUAGAAACCAGAACAGUGGAGCUGAGCAUCCCUGCUGAUCCCGCAAACCUGGACUCGGAGGCCAAGAUAAUCCAGCAGGCUGGUCAGGUGUGGUUCCCCGACUCUGCCUUUAAGACAGCCCAGGCCAUCAAUGACUUCAACAGGGAGGGGCUGCCUCUGAUGGUCUUUGCCAACUGGAGAGGCUUCUCUGGUGGCAUGAAAGACAUGUACGACCAGGUGCUGAAGUUUGGUGCCUACAUCGUGGAUGGCCUGAGGGAGUACCGGCAGCCUGUGCUCAUCUACAUCCCACCACAGGCAGAGCUCAGGGGUGGAUCCUGGGCUGUCAUUGACCCCACCAUCAACCCCCGGCACAUGGAGAUGUAUGCGGACCGUGAGAGCAGAGGAGGAAUCCUGGAGCCAGAGGGGACGGUGGAAAUCAAGUUCCGCAGGAAGGACCUGGUGAAGACAAUGAGGCGAGUGGACCCCGUCUACAUGCGGCUGGCGGAGCGGCUGGGUACCCCUGAGCUGAGCGCUGCCGACCGAAAAGACCUGGAGAGCAAACUGAAGGAGCGGGAGGAGUUCCUGAUUCCCAUUUACCACCAGGUGGCCAUGCAGUUUGCUGACCUGCACGACACACCGGGCCGCAUGCAGGAGAAGGGUGCCAUCACGGACAUUCUGGACUGGAAAACAUCCCGUACCUUCUUCUACUGGAGGCUGAGACGUCUUCUUCUGGAAGAUGUGGUCAAAAAGAAGAUCCAUGAUGCCAACCCUGAGCUGACCGACGGGCAGAUCCAGGCCAUGCUGAGACGCUGGUUUGUGGAAGUGGAAGGGACAGUAAAGGCGUACCUGUGGGACAGCAAUAAGGACCUGGUGGAGUGGCUGGAGAAGCAGCUGAUGGAGGAGGAAGGAGUUCGCUCGGUUGUGGAGGAGAACAUCAAGUACAUCUCCAGGGACUAUAUCCUGAAGCAGAUCCGCAGCCUGGUCCAGGCCAACCCGGAGGUUGCCAUGGAUUCGAUCGUGCACAUGACCCAGCAUAUAUCACCCACCCAGCGAGCGGAGAUCGUGCGGAUCCUCUCCACAAUGGACUCGCCUUCUUCAACGUAAGAGCAUCGAUUUCCUGCACUGCCCCCUGCUCGGUACAGUGGAAGGGAAAAAAAAAAGAAAAAAAAAAAAACCAACAAAAAAAAAA
Molecule: messenger RNA, 8354 nt
Organism: Coturnix japonica (Japanese quail)
Lineage: Eukaryota; Metazoa; Chordata; Aves; Galliformes; Phasianidae
Gene: ACACA
Product: acetyl-CoA carboxylase alpha
Biological process (GO): fatty acid biosynthetic process
Cellular component (GO): mitochondrion
Molecular function (GO): metal ion binding; acetyl-CoA carboxylase activity; ATP binding
Source: RefSeq, a predicted model, not a curated record